Molecule: messenger RNA, 1498 nt
Organism: Pseudovirgaria hyperparasitica
Lineage: Eukaryota; Fungi; Ascomycota; Dothideomycetes; Acrospermales; Acrospermaceae
Exons: 2
Coding region: 298-1362 (354 amino acids)
Biological process (GO): regulation of transcription by RNA polymerase II
Cellular component (GO): CCAAT-binding factor complex
Molecular function (GO): RNA polymerase II cis-regulatory region sequence-specific DNA binding; DNA-binding transcription factor activity, RNA polymerase II-specific
Source: RefSeq, a predicted model, not a curated record
UAGCACGAGCUACAUCCAUCCGCCACUAGUCUUUGACCAUCGACUCAGGUUACGGGACUUAUCGCAUCCUCUGUACCCUGCCUGUAUUGCAAGCGACCGAAGCUCAAUCUCCCAAUCGCGUACGCGUACCUCGUCGAAGGCCUAUCACUCGCCCACCUUGCGGAAGCUAUAGUGCUGAGCCGUAUAUCAAUACUGGUUACAAAGAGUCUGAUAGAGAGCUACAUCUGAACGCGUCAUUAAGUCGCCGCGCGACUCACUGCAUACAUCUGUCUACACAUCUGUUGCACUCGCGCAAUCAUGACUGAAUACGCGCCUCCAUAUCAGCAGAACCAUCACGGUCAUGCUCCCUCACACAUGCAAAGCUACCCCUCCGCACAACAGAACCCUGUACCGGGGAGCGCCUCCAUAACAUCACCGACCCAACAAGGGCAAAUGCAUCAGCCCUUCAACCAGACAUCGCCUAUACUCCCCUCACAGGGACACAACUAUUCACAAGGAGGGCAUCAAAAUCCACAGAGUCACCAGGUACACCAACCAAUGGCAUACCAAUAUGGCGUACACUCAGCCAUUUAUAAUCAUAACAUGUCGCCCACCCAAGCUCAACAGAUGGCGACCGCAGCAGCAGCAGGGCCACAGUAUUAUCCCAUGGGCGAUCAAUCGAUACAAGGUCAAAUGAGCCAAGAUCCCCGCGCAUCGCCACGCAUUGGAGUAAAUAAGGAUUCUCGUGGCCCUCCUCGAUCGCCUACACAAGGCUCCGGUCCCAUGGGCCAGCCCGGUAUACAGUCGCAGGUUCAGAUGCCUCCACAGCGUCGCGUAAGUACACAGUUGACCAGCCCUGCUGUGCAGCAGCCUCCACAAGCAGUCAUGGGACAUGGAGCUCGUCCGGCUGUCCCGGCGCCGAUGCCUCAGCAACAGCCCCAGCAGCCUCAGCAAUCACCCGAAAUGGUAUCGGGGGGCGCGGAAGAGUCCCCUCUCUACGUGAAUGCCAAACAAUUCCAUCGUAUUCUUAAACGACGCAUGGCAAGACAGAAACUCGAGGACCAACUCAGACUGACGUCGAAGGGUCGGAAACCUUACCUUCACGAGUCCCGGCAUAAUCACGCCAUGCGACGACCCCGUGGCCCUGGCGGGCGCUUCUUGACAGCUGAUGAAGUGGCGGCUAUGGAAGCGAACGGCACACUGCCUACCGAUGAUGGGCCCGACAACAAGGAGAACACACCAGCAAAGCGAUCGAAGCCACAGCAGGGUUCAGCCAAGAGGAAAGCUGACGGAGAAGCGAAAGGCACUCUCGCGAAGAAAUCGAAAAAGGCCAGCGAGAGUGCAGAGGAAGAGGAGGAAGACGAGGACGAAGAUGACGAUUGAUCUGAUCGUACAGGUUUUGGAACCUCGUCGUCUUGAAGUCUACUCCUUGUCUGCAUCAUAUUUACACCAUAAUGAGGUCACGAAGCGCAACUUGCUACAUGCUUUGUUCUACGUCGUCCGGCGAUCAGAAUGUAUC